This is a messenger RNA of Olea europaea var. sylvestris, 2595 nucleotides long. Its product is annotated as probable serine/threonine-protein kinase At5g41260. The coding region runs from base 533 to 2005 and encodes 490 amino acids. The record is from RefSeq and is a predicted model, not a curated record. The transcript is spliced from 13 exons. Gene Ontology annotation, molecular function: protein binding; protein kinase activity; ATP binding. Gene Ontology annotation, biological process: brassinosteroid mediated signaling pathway; protein phosphorylation. NCBI's taxonomy places the organism in Eukaryota, Viridiplantae, Streptophyta, Magnoliopsida, Lamiales, Oleaceae.
CAAAAACACACACAUCUGUAUACACACAUGUAUCCGACAGUUUCUCCUUCUGAUCUCUCUUUUGAUUCUCUACUCAACUACCACUCUCAUACAUGCAACUUCGUAUAUAUAAUAUCAUUAAUUACACACAAAUGAGACACGCUAAUAUAUAUAUAAUUAAAAGACUGUCACUUUGCGCUUUGACCUAAUCAAGUUUAUAAUCAAGAAAAGGUUGAAAAGGAAGCUUUUUUCCGGUCGGUGCUGCAGAAAGUUGAAAGCACUGAGAUUCAGAAAAUGAGGAUUUUGUGUCUCUAAGUUGACUCAGAUUUGAAUCUUCGCUAAAGGGUUGGUUCCUGUGGAGAAACCUGAAGAAAACUUGAGGCAACAAAGCUCAGCUCAGAGUUGAAUAACCAUUAUAGUUCACAUGUCUUAUUUGCCAUGCAUAUUUGGAAUGUGAAGCUGGAUGGAGAGUUUGUGAACGGUGAAAUUGUAGUUUUUGGACAACUCCGGAAGUUUGAGGGUGGGUUCGUGUCUUUGGAGUGGUGGUAGUGUGAUGGGCUGCAAGUGUUCAAAAUUCACUUUGUGUUGUUUUAUCUCGAGGAAGAAUGGACCAGUUCGCGAGGCGCAUAAUGCUGAAAAUGAGGAGAAAAGUGAAGUCAAUGAUUUGCCUGCAUUCCGUGAAUACUCCAUCGAACAGCUCAGGAUAGCUACAUCUGGAUUUGCUGUAGAGAACAUUGUUUCAGAGCAUGGGGAGAAAGCCCCAAAUGUCGUUUAUAAAGGGAAGUUAGAGAAUGAGAGGCGAAUUGCUGUUAAACGCUUUAAUAGGUCAGCUUGGCCAGAUGCUCGUCAGUUCUUGGAAGAAGCAAGAUCUGUUGGUCAACUCCGCAACCAUAGGCUGGCAAAUUUACUUGGCUGCUGCUGUGAAGGUGAAGAGAGGUUGCUUGUUGCAGAAUUCAUGCCCAAUGAGACCCUUGCAAAACACUUAUUUCACUGGGAAACACAACCUAUGAAGUGGGCAAUGCGGUUAAGGGUGGCUUUAUAUCUUGCACAAGCUCUAGAAUACUGUACAAGCAAAGGACGUGCUCUUUAUCAUGAUCUUAAUGCUUACAGAAUAGUCUUUGAUGAUGAUGGUAAUCCCAGACUUUCAUGCUUUGGUCUAAUGAAGAACAGUAGGGAUGGAAAAAGCUAUAGCACCAACUUGGCAUUUACUCCUCCGGAAUACCUAAGGACUGGAAGAGUUACUCCUGACAGUGUAACGUAUAGCUUUGGCACACUAUUGCUUGAUCUUCUCAGUGGAAAACACAUUCCUCCUAGCCAUGCCCUUGAUUUGAUAAAGGACAGGAAUCUUCAGAUGCUGACUGAUUCUUGCUUAGAAGGUCAAUUUUCUAAUGAUCAUGGAACUGAGUUAGUACGUUUGGCAUCAAGAUGUUUACAGUAUGAACCCCGUGAGAGGCCAAAUCCAAAAUCAUUAGUUGCUGCAUUGAUUCCUCUUCAGAAGGAAACUGAGGUACCUUCUCAUGUGUUGAUGGGUAUCACUCAUAGUGGUGAGGUUAUGCCUCUAUCUGCACUUGGUGAAGCAUGUUUAAGAAUGGAUUUGACUGCUAUCCACGAGAUAUUAGAAAAACUUGGCUACAAAGAUGAUGAGGGAGCAGCAGCUGAGCUUUCCUUCCAGAUGUGGACCAAGCAGAUGCAGGAAACGUUGAACUCAAAGAAAAAGGGUGACGUGGCUUUCCGGCAUAAAGACUUUGGGCCUGCAAUUGAAUGUUACACUCGGUUUAUUGACGUUGGAACAAUGGUCUCGCCAACUGUUUUUGCACGCCGCAGUUUAUCAUAUCUCAUGAGUGAUAUGCCACAGGAAGCCCUCAAUGAUGCAGUACAAGCACAAGUCAUUUCUCCCGUUUGGCAUAUAGCUUCGUAUCUACAAGCUGCUGCUCUUUUUGCUCUCGGGAAGGAGAACGACGCACAAAUCGCAGUCAAAGAGGGUUCAAUACUUGAAGACAAGAGGAAAACAACUUCCAGAAAUUAGAGGGGAUUUGGCCAACAAUUUUCCCCGAGACAGUUAUAAAUCACGAGCCUCUUGGUUUCUGGACUGUAUAUAAAAUCCUUUUCGACUCUAUGAGCAACAUAUAAAAGAACAUUCUGCAUCAUUUGCAUCCAUGACCAGUUAUCUCGGCUGAAGGAUUUUUUUGCGACAUCAUUGAGCCAGUUCUUUCUCUUCUGCUUGGUCUGGUAGUCAAAAUUCCCUCAUGGACAGUUGUUUGACCUUUUCGAAUAACAAACUCUAGGGGAUAAUUUAAUGCCAUUCGUGUGCAUUACAUGUUGAUAAAGGAUUGAUCUUCGAGUUGGAAAGGGAUUCGAGAGACUUGCUAUGCCAUUAUUUAUGUACAGUGUUACAUGGCUUGGUCAUCUGAGAUUGGCUUUUUUCUUGGAUUUGGUUGCUUUGUUACUUAAGAAGGUUUAUUGUGGGCAUCAUUUAUUUGUAUGGCAAAAAUAUUCAUGUAGUCGAGUUUCUUGAAAAUGAAACUUAAUUAUGAGAGUUCAUUGGAUAAGUAUUCUCUGCGACUUGUUAUCAUGCUCAACCAUGGAUCAUUUUAUGGGAUUUAACAAUAUUUUGGA